AUUUUCAAUACCAACAAAAAACAUACCGCAUAUGAAGUACCUACAAUUUACGCAAUACCCAAAUUACAUAAAUCCCCAGUGAAAUUUCGAUUCAUAACGGGAGCUAUAACAAGUAGCCUCAAACCUUUAUCCAUGGAACUCACGAAAAUACUCAGCUGUACAAAAUGUCAUUCCUUCAACUAUAACAAUACUAUUAAAUGCAGAAAUACUCAAUACAUAGGAUAUUGGGCGAUCAAUAACAUAACAUUAAAUUUACGUAUGGACAAUAUAACACUCUUUUCAGCAGACUUCACCAACAUGUUUACUAAUCUUCCACAUCCUCAUAUAAUGCACAACAUCAAAGAAAUACUUAAAAUUUGUUACGAAAACAGUAACAAAUAUUACAUUGCUACCAAUGACAGAAUAACUUUCUACACCAACGACACCUCCUACUGUCGUUUCUCAGAAUAUAUUUUUAAACAAAAGACAGUACCUCAAGGUAGUAAUGUGAGUCCUCUCCUAGAUGACCUUACAUUCUCUUACUUUGAAUACAUCUACUCCAUUAACCAUUACAACAACAAGCAGAUACAGAUGAAACCUUUCAGAUACAUGGAUGACAUUCUCAUAAUAUACAACAGAAACACACAAAGUAUUCUAGAUGAACUUAAUGAUGAUACACAUGAAAACGAAUACAAAUGCAACUAUCUGGAUCAAGAGAUUGAUAUUGUAACAAACAAGAUGUACGCAAAAAUGUACAAUAAAACAGAUACUUUUGGUUUUUCGAUUAAACGCUUUCCUAAUUUCACAACAAAUGUCUCUAAUCGCAUCAAAGUUGACACAAUUCACUCAGAAAUUCUGAGAAUAGCUCGGACAUGUUCAAACGCAUUGGACUUUGUAGAACACUAA
This is a messenger RNA of Cooperia oncophora, 885 nucleotides long. The record is from the annotation of a GenBank genome assembly. NCBI's taxonomy places the organism in Eukaryota, Metazoa, Nematoda, Chromadorea, Rhabditida, Trichostrongylidae.